Messenger RNA from Xylaria bambusicola, 3798 nucleotides. RefSeq lists its product as uncharacterized. The record is from RefSeq and is a predicted model, not a curated record. The coding region runs from base 331 to 3654 and encodes 1107 amino acids. Gene Ontology annotation, molecular function: protein serine/threonine kinase activity; ATP binding; tau-protein kinase activity. The transcript is spliced from 3 exons. Lineage: Eukaryota; Fungi; Ascomycota; Sordariomycetes; Xylariales; Xylariaceae. Gene Ontology annotation, biological process: intracellular signal transduction; microtubule cytoskeleton organization; protein phosphorylation. Gene Ontology annotation, cellular component: cytoplasm.
CAACACUACCUCACACUACCUCAUAGGUACUACCUACCUGACCUGCCCGCCGCCCGCCCGCUUGCCCAUCGCCAGGACAAACCAGCACAAGCCAGCACAGGAGGUAGAUGAGGUAAAAUACCUACCUACUUACCUACCUACCGACUGCCUUACUAUUAUUGCUAGACUGGAUUAUACCAAGUUUGGAUUGCCUUGCCUCCCUGGCACUCGAUCUACCACCUGCCUGAAUUGCUGUUGCUGUCGUUGUACCGACUGUUGCUCUGUCUGUCUGUCCGUCUGUCUGUCUGGCUGGCUGGCGUGUCGUGUCGCCAGCGCUCCCGUCACAAAGCGAUGUCAAUGCCUGCCACUGAACAGCAACUUCUUGACCGUCAUUCAUCAACUGCCUCGUCAUCCCGUACCCACACUCACCAUCAUCAUCACCAUCACCGUCACAGCCAGCAUCAACAGAAGCAUCACCAGCAGUCCGAUCAUUACGCCCAGCCUGCCCGAGCCCACUCGACACGUUCACGCCCAACUACUGCUACGGCCACUCCCAGCUCCGACAGCAUCAGCAUUACCAACAGCCACAGCCACAGCAACGGCAACGGAAAUAAUAACAACAACCACGCUGCCCCACUCCCUCAUCGAUCUGCGUCGACCUCUCAUCCCCAGCGCCAUCAUAGUCGCCGUCAAUCCGGUUCUGGCUCCAUCCGCGCAGUCCAAGACGUCCUCCCACAGCUAGACUAUGAAACCACGAACGUAGCCCAUCAGUCAAACCGAAGCUCAAGCAAAGACCGUCCUCCCCCGGUCUCCCGAGGCGCCGACUCCAAGGGCGUCCAUCGCCGUGCCAGCGUACGCUCCAACCACUCCCAUACCAGCGAAAUGACCGGUACCACUGUGGUGAACAAUAACGGCCCUGCCGCCGCCGCCGCCGUGCCCCCAGUCAUGCAAGCCGCCGCCGACGCUCGUGCCACCGGUGCCAAGCAGAGAACAUCGCGAACCUCCAUUCCGACCCAAUCCGGUAAAUGGAUUCUCGGAAAGACCAUCGGUGCUGGUAGUAUGGGCAAGGUGAAGCUUGCACGCAAAGAAGAUGGGACUGAACAGGUUGCUUGCAAAAUUAUACCGCGUGGCUCUACCGAAGAUGGGCACCAUAGUCGGGCAGAAAAAGAAAGAGCAGACCAGUCCAAGGAGAUACGCACUGCACGGGAGGCAGCUAUCGUCACUCUUUUGCAACAUCCUCACAUUUGUGGUUUACGGGAUGUCGUUCGGACCAAUUACCACUGGUACAUGCUAUUUGAAUAUGUCAAUGGCGGCCAGAUGCUCGACUACAUUAUCUCCCAUGGGAAGCUGAAAGAGAAGCAAGCGAGAAAAUUCAGCCGACAGAUUGCGAGCGCUCUGGAUUACUGUCAUAGAAACAGUAUUGUUCACCGAGACCUCAAGAUUGAGAAUAUCCUCAUUAGCAAGACGGGAGAUAUCAAGAUAAUCGACUUCGGUCUUAGCAACCUGUUUUCCCCAAGGAGUCACUUGAAAACCUUUUGUGGUAGUCUUUACUUUGCAGCACCUGAGUUGCUCCAAGCCCGUGCCUACACUGGUCCGGAGGUGGACGUCUGGAGUUUUGGUAUUGUUCUCUACGUCCUCGUAUGCGGUAAAGUACCAUUUGACGACCAAAGCAUGCCAGCUUUACACGCAAAGAUCAAAAAGGGAGUAGUCGACUACCCAGGUUGGCUAUCAAAUGAAUGCCGACACCUUCUAUCGCGAAUGCUCGUUACUGACCCCAGACAAAGGGCAACAAUGUUUGAAGUCAUGAACCACCCUUGGCUCACUAAAGGAUAUGGUUGUCCGCCGGAGAACUAUCUUCCGCAGCGGGAGCCUCUGACUCUACCCUUAGACUCUGAGGUGAUCAACGCCAUGACGGGAUUCAACUUUGGGUCACCAGAGGCCAUCAAAUCUCAACUCUCGAGAUUGAUUGAAUCCGAAGAUUACAAGCGAGCAGUACAAUUACUUCAGAAAGAAAAAGAAGUCCCGCCCGCUCCAAAAGACCCUGAAAAGAAGCGCGGGUUCGGUUUCGACUUCUACAAGCGGCGAAACUCUACUAGUAGUAGAGAUAAUCUAACAGCGCCCAGCUCUGAAGCACUCCAAGUUGGUAGCGACCCUCUGAAUGCUUUCAGUCCGCUUGUUUCGAUCUAUUAUUUGGUAAAAGAGAAGCAAGACCGAGAUAGAAUCGACAGAGUAGACAAAGUGCCAAAGUCGCACCCACCCAAGAACGCUGCUGACACUCCUAUGCCCGAAAUCGUUCCUCCACCUGAAGCACAUACCAAUACCUCCACCUACGAGAUGGCUGGAGAAAAAGCCACAGGUGGUAGAACAAGACCCCGUGCUCGGACCCAUGGCGAAGAUGAUGCGCCCGAGGAAAUCAAGAGACCCCAUGCACAAACAAAUAUCCCAGUUCCGCCAGAACCCCCAGCUGAGCUUGCGCCCAGGAAGGAAAGUACUGCUGCAGGUAUCUUGAGGCGUUUCAGUACUCGACGUCGAAAAGAACCGGAGAGACUGGAUAAAGAUCGGUCUCACCCCCCUGCGGUUCAUGUUCAUUCUCCGGCUGAAACACCCACAACACCACGCAAAAGCUUCAGCAUUCGAAAACCAAGAGGGCGAGAUCGCGAUGACCCCCAGAUGCCGAGGCUCCGAUCCGGCAGCAGCCAACCUCAACACCGAGAUUUACUCAGCCCACCACUUUCAGCCGGCGCUAAUUUCUCUGAGAGUAGCAAAGCACUUGGGCGUUCUACUAGUGUCAACUCGGCUGAUUAUAGGAGGCGACCUUUCGGCUCUGCCAGUAGGAUCGUCAAGGAGCCACCACCUACAAGUGGCUCGGAUCAGUCGGCGAGCGCUGAUAAGCCUCCUCAUGAACCAAACAGUACUCUAAAUUCUCGAGGUGCAUCCAUGCGAGCCCGGCCUCUAGGACAUGCUCGGCGGGAGAGUAUUCAAGCAAGGAGAGCACGGAGAGAAGGCGCAAGGACAACCGACCUUGUAGAGGAAACGGAUCAAGAAGUUGCCGAAGGAAGUGGAAAUUCGGCGGAUCGACUUGAUGACUCCGAACUUGCGAAGCCAGUCUUCCUAAAAGGCCUUUUCAGUGUUUCCACAACUUCGACCAAGUCCGUACCGGCCAUCCGUAAAGAGAUGAAGAGGGUCCUCAAACAGCUAGGUGUCGAGUAUACAGAAAUCAAGGGUGGGUUUAGUUGCCGACACACGCCGAGCAUCGAUAUGAAAAAGAUAGUAGAUGUGCCUGAGAGUCCUGCCCUUACCCCCGGUGUCCGCCGGCGCUUCAGCUUUGGCAUCAGGAGUGAGCGGGAACGAGACGAACUUCGGGAGAUGGAUCGGGUACCACAUACACCUCGUACUCCUGGAAAGGGACCCGCCGAUAGAGGUGAUUCAACAUCUGAACUCUCUGACCAGGAGAGCAUACAUCGAGAUGUUACUGGGUCUUCGAGACGAGUACCGGGUGAGACCACUACACACGUACAAAGCGAUUUAGGUGGAAGCAUGAUUCUUGAGUUCGAAAUCGUCAUUGUCAAGGUCCCUCUGCUCUCAUUGCACGGUAUCCAAUUCAAGCGCAUGAAGGGUAACACGUGGCAGUUCAAGAGUAUGGCCGACCAGAUUCUCAAAGAGCUUCGGUUAUAAGCCUGGCACUUAAUAGUAAGAAGAUUUGGCAGGCCCAACUCUCUUCUCCUAGUAGCAACCCACGGAGUGGUCAAAAUUGGGAGUUGGUUGCGGACAAUUGGUGAUUUCACCAGCGUUUCUUUUCGUUUGCCACGUCUUUGGUUG